UGAAACUAGUAUUUGUUCACUAAAUCUAAAAUCAUGACAGAGAAUGGUAGAGCGAGAGAGUGGGUUUCAUACACUGGACACAGGACGGGGCAUCGAUGGACAGCACUGGGUAAUGAGAAGAUCAGGCUCCAUGAGGGAGGUAGACAGUGGGAAGCGGAGGAUUCAGGGCACCGUAGCUGGAAUUGGUAUCGGAAUGAUCACAGAGAGGGGGGGUAUGACAGUGGAAAGGAAAAAGGGGGGAACUGGAGUAGGAACAGGCAGUGGGGGUAUGACAGAGGGCAGUAUAAGCAAGCUUCAGCUUUCUUUUUUACAAACAUGCCGGUGGAUUGGAGCUACACUGAAAUGUGGAGAACGUUUGGCAAGUUUGGAAGGGUAUUUGAUAUUUACACCCCGCAGAGAAGAAGCAAGAACGGAAGGAGGUUUGGCUUCGUUAGGUUCCUGAAUGUAAGGAAUACCAAGGAGCUGGAGAAUCAGCUCGAUAAAAUAAAGGUGGCGGGGCAUAAAUUAUGGGUAAACCUGGCCAAAUUCCCAGAGGAGAAAGGUAAAGAACAGAUAGUAAGAAGAAUCUUCCCAUCAAAAAAAAUUGUUCAUGGGAGGACAUAUGCUGAUGCUGUGCGAGGACAAGAAGGUUGCGGAGCUGGAAAAAGCGGAGAGAAGGGUCUAGCAAGACCACUGCAGUCUGAAGAAGGUUUAAACAGAGCACACGAAAAACAGAAGCAGCAGAAGAGCGGUCUCGUGUGGAAACAGAAAGACAGAAGAGAGAAGUGGUCGGGUUUGGAGUUUAAGGUAAAAGAAGAAGAGAUGCAGUGGUUGCAAGGAAGCUAUGUGGGAGUUGCACACUCAGUGGAGAUUGUACCCAAUUUACAAGAGAAGUUCUAUAUGGAAGGGUACUUCUCAUGUAGAUUAAGAGCCAUGGGGGGAAAAUUGGUCCUUUUGGACGGUGAGGAUAAAGAUGAAAUUAAGGAUUUAGUGGAGGGAGCUUCAGAUUGGCUUGGGCAAUGGUUUUCAGAGGUAAAACCGUGGGCUCCUGCAAUGGUAGCAAAAGAAAGAUUUGUUUGGAUGAGGUGCCAGGGAGCUCCUUUACAUGCUUGGAGCCCAGAAUUCUUUGAAGAAUUGGCAUUAGCAUGGGGGAAAUGUAUCUGCUUGGAUGAUAGCACAAGCAAAAAGAGAAGGUUUGAUGUUGCAAGAUUUUUAUUAUCAACAACAACAAUGGAGUCUAUCUCUGUCCACCGGAAAGUUAAAGUUAAUGGGGAUAUAUUUGAGUUGAAGUUCUCAGAGGAGGAAUUGACAAACAGCCUCUUCUCAUUGAAGUAUGAUUUCAGGCCGUCUUUUAAUAGCGAUUCAGAGCUGGAUGAGUCUUGGUCGGGUGCCUCGGAGUAUACAGAAGGUGUUGAUGAAGAUAGUGAGGAAGCUGUAAUCGGAGAUGGCGCCGGCGAGGAUAGUCCAAACAGAGUAACAAUUCCGAGUAAGGAGAGAGGGAGUAGGGUGGCUGUCACUUCAAACUCAGAGGCAAAAUUUGAAUUCGAAGGGGAGAGUAAUGAUGAGGGUUGGUCAGAAAAGAAGGCUAGGCUCUCAAAUAGCAGAGUAGGGGAGGAGGAGUCCGUUGAUGUGGUUGCAGAUAGCUUUGAAAUGGAUAUGGAAGAGGAUGACGCAGGGGAGAGAGAUGGUUUGGGAAUGAGUGCAGCCGAAAGUAAGGAGAAGACGCUCUCAAAUUCAAAUCCCGCAGCAAGUUUGGGAAGUUUUGGGCUGGGCAAGCAGCCCAAUAGUGUCUCAUUAGAGGGAUAUGCUACUAUUCGAAAUAGGGCCGAUGAAGGACUGCCAAAAGAAUAUUGGGCCGAUGAUAGAUUAAAUGGCAGGCCACAAUCGGGGUUUGAAGUGAGGCCCGAAGAGGGAGCCAAGAAGAAGAAGUCACGGGAAUCUGCAGAAAAAGGCUCGAUUAUUCUGGAGAAUGGCAGCUCCUGUAGCAGUGAACGGGGGAGUUUAGAAGGGUGCGGGGAAGAGGAAUCGAGUGCAGCUCAGAAAAAGGACAAGAAAAAGAGUAAGAAAAGGAGCAAAUCGUGCACUUCGGUCUACCAAAAAUCAAUUCUUCUUGGAUUUAUGAAGAAGAAGAAGAAAAGCAGGGGCAGAUGGGGGUCGAAGCAAUCGGAAGAAGAAGAAGUGCCGGUGUUCUUGCCAAGCACAUGCAACUCAAUAGCGGGUGGAUCUGUAGGAGAUAGCGGUAUUCAGAAUUGCAAUAGACUGCUCAUGGAACCACCCAACAAACGGAUUGCUACGGACAUGUGGGAGUUUGCGAAGAAGAUUGGGGCUGUGGCAGAGGAUGAAGACUCGGUCAUCAAGAAGCUCCAGGAGAUGGAGAAGAGAGAUAGAUCGGCAAAGGAGAAAAAGAGAAUGGUUAGAGAUUUAGUAAUUGGAGAAGGUGUAGACUUCCUAGCUAUUCAGGAAACUAAGAAGGGUGGAAUAGAUAGGAAAUUCUGUAGGUUGCUGUGGGGGACAGAGGAGUUUGAUUGGGUGGCUAAGGAUUCUGCGGGGAUGUCGGGAGGUAUGGUCUGUGUUUGGAACUCUAAAGCACUCAGAAUGUUGAAAGUUUUGGAGGGUGAGAAUUUCAUUGGGAUUCAAGGGAGGUGGGUAGCAGAGGAUGUUUGUGUUAAUAUCAUCAAUAUUUACUCUCCAUGUCAAUUAGCGGGAAAGAGAAGCUUAUGGGGGGAAUUGAAAGAAUUGGUUCUGCAGACAAGAGGGCUAUGGUGUCUUGUGGGUGAUUUUAACACUGUUAAGAAUGCAGAGGAGAAAGUAGGAAGCCAAGCAGUAACUACUGAGAUGAGGGAGUUCAACAAUUUCAUUAUGGAAUCAGAACUGAUAGAUAUACCACUAGUGGGCAGAAAAUUCACAUGGUAUCAACCGAGUGGGAGAUUGAUGAGCAGAAUAGACAGGUUUCUAAUGUCCGAAGAGUGGAUGAAUAAGUGGGGUGAGGCAACUCAGUGGGGUUUAACCAGAUCUGUAUCUGAUCACUGCCCAAUCCUCCUUAGACAUAAGAAAGUAAACUGGGGACCUAAGCCAUUCAGAUUUUUUGAUACCUGGCUAGAGCAAGAAGGGUGUCGAGAGGUGAUUAGAGAAGCAUGUGGAAGGAAAAAAAUGAAUGGAUGGGCCGGAUUUCGCCUCAAAGAGAAACUCAAAAUCACCAAAGAGGCGCUGAAGACAUGGAGUAGAAAUUUUGUCCCAGAAAUAGAAGGAAGAAUAAGAGAGGUUACGGCUGAGAUCGUGCAGCUAGAUGUCAAAGGAGAGACGUCUCAGCUAUCUGAGGAAGAGAUUGAGAGAAGAAGACAGGCAUUCUUGUCUCUGUGGGAUAGCAUCAGACACAAAGAGUGUAUGCUGCAACAGAAAUCCAGGCAAGUAUGGCUAGCGAAGGGUGAUGCAAACUCGAAAUUUUUCCACAAUUAUGUGAAGGGGAGAUGGAAGAGGAAUGAAAUGAACAGCAUCCAUGUAAAGGGAGUACAGAUUACAGAGGCAGAUAAUCUGAAAGAAGAAAUUGCCACCUUUUUUGAGGAAAUAUUCACGGAGGAGAAGUGGAUGAGGCCAUCUAUAGAAGGAACCCAAUUCAAAAAAAUCUCCCCGGCAGAUAAUGUAUAUUUCACUGCACCUUUCUCCGAAGAAGAGAUAAGGUCAGUUGUUUGGGAUUGCGAUAGCUCAAAAGCCCCGGGCCCGGAUGGCUUCAAUUUUAAAUUCAUCAAGAGCGAAUGGGAGACAAUCAAAGGGGAUGUGUUUGAAUUUCUUCAUGAAUUUCAGAAGAAUGGCAAACUGGUGAAGGGUCUAAAUACGUCAUUCAUUGUUCUUGUGCCAAAAGUAGAGAAUCCACAGAAAAUUGAAGAGUAUAGACCAAUCUCGUUGAUCGGGGGUAUAUACAAAAUUCUUGCAAAAUUGCUUGCUAAUAGACUCAAGAAGGUGCUGGGUGGAAUUGUCGGUGAACAGCAAAUGGCAUUUUUAAGUGGUCGGCAACUAAUGGACGGGGUUGUAAUAGCAAACGAGGUCAUUGAUGAAGUAAAAAAGAAGAAGAAGGAUGCGUUUUUAUUGAAGAUUGAUUUUGAGAAAGCAUACGACAAAGUGAGCUGGAGUUUUCUCGAUUUUAUGAUGCAAAAGACGGGUUUCUCAAAAACGUGGAGAAAAUGGAUUAUGGAGUGUCUAAGCUCAAGUAUGGUGUCGGUUUUGGUUAAUGGCAGCCCGACCAGACAAUUCUCUAUGACCAGAGGUCUUUGGCAAGGGGAUCCACUAUCCCCAUUCUUAUUUCUGAUUAUUGCAGAAGGGAUUAAUGGGCUGGUUGGGGAGGCAGUGGAGAAAGGCCUUCUUGAAGGUGUAGUAGUGGGAAAUAAAGGUUUCAAGGUCACACAUCUCCAAUACGCAGAUGACACUUUGCUGUUCGGCAAAGCUACGGAUGACAAUGUAUGGGCAUUGAAGAGCAUCUUGAGAUUAUUCGAGCUGGUAUCGGGGCUGAAGAUAAAUUUCAACAAAAGUCAGCUUAUUGGCAUCGGAGUAAAGGAAGAGUGGUUAGAAAAAAUGGCGUGGGUAUUGUGCUGCAAAAAAGGGUGCUUGCCUUUUAAGUACCUGGGGAUACCAGUUGGGGGGAGGUGUGGUAGGCUCUCAUUCUGGAAACCAGUGCUGGAGGGGGUGACCAACAAACUGUCCACAUGGAAAGGGAGAUAUUUAUCUCUAGGAGGAAGGAUUACUCUCAUAAACUCAGUGCUGUCCAGUCUACCCGUGUUUUGGAUGUCCGUGUACUUGAUCCCGAAAGGUACAAUUCUUUUUAUUGAUAAAAUCCGUAGGAGAUUUUUGUGGGGAGGUGUGGAGGGAGGAAAAAAAAUAAACUGGGUUAGAUGGGAGAAGGUUUGUAGGGACAAAGUGCAAGGGGGUUUAGGGGUGAAGGAUUUAAGGAAGUUUAAUUUAGCUUUGCUUGGGAAGUGGUGGGGGAGAUUGGUUAACGAGGAAGAUGGGCUUUGGAAGAAAGUUAUUUUGCAGAAAUAUGGUAGGGACGGGGAACCGAGAUUUAAUUGGUUGAGGGAGAGUAUCGGUUUUGGGUCUAGAUGGUGGAGGGAUAUUUGUAGUUUGAAUGUCAUUGAUCAGGAGCAUGUUGGUUGGUUAGCAAAGGGGCUGAUUAUUAAAAUAGGAGAAGGGGAUACUGUGAAAUUCUGGUGGGACGAUUGGGGUGGGAGAGGUAUAUUGGCUAACAAAUACCCAAGAUUGUACUUAAUCUCUGCAGGUAAAGAUAAUAUGGUUUCACAGAUGGGACGGUGGUCCAAUGGCAGCUGGAUAUGGGAACUGCAGUGGCGGAGAAGGUUAUUUAGCUGGGAAGCCCAAGAAGAAACAGAGAUCAUGAAGGAAAUUCAGGAAACACCUCUCAGGAUAGGAAAAACUGAUGUUUGGGAGUGGGUUCAUAGCAACAAUGGGGUCUACACAACAAAAUCUGCUUAUAAGGCUCUUAAACUGGAGGUCGAGCAAGAACAACAAGGAGUGAACCUCCAAAAAGUAUGGAACGCAAUGGUGCCAAGUAAGGUUUCUGCAUUUUCAUGGCAACUUCUUCAGGAUAAAAUCCCCACAAAGGCAAAUCUUUUCAAAAGAGGUAUACUUCAAAACGUGGAGGAGUGCAAAUGCGUAUUCUGCGGGUUCCAAAUGGAGGAAACCAGCCAUAUUUUCACGCAAUGUAAAGUAGCAUAUGAUUUGUGGAAUGCUUGCUUCAGGUGGUGGGGAAUUAGUACUGUGCUGGACAGAGAAGGGAGUAAAGUGUUCCAACAGCAUCCUUCGGCUCUCAAAGUGGCAGAAAUAAGAGAGGGUUGGAGGUGCAUAUGGUUGGUAGUAGUGUGGACAGUGUGGUUGGCAAGGAAUGAUAGCAUAUUUAAAGGAAAAGAAGCUGACAAGAGCAGGCUGCUUGAACUGGUCCAGCUAAGAUCCUUCAGCUGGAUAAAAUGCAGGAAGAAAUGCUGUCUAUUUUCUUGGCCUGAUUGGGUGCAGGACCCGGUAUCCUGCUUAAGAGACGCUGCAGCAAGAAAAAGGAAAAACAGAGAGGUAAGAACAGGGUAAGCAAAGGAACCUUUAGGAAGGGGUGCUCCUCUGUAUCGAUGGGCAUAUGUCUUAUGGGGGAAUCAGGUGCUGGCUAAGCACAUACCCCCCUGUAAAAGGUUUGGAGUACUCCCAGUACUCCUAUAAUGAAAAUUAUAUUUGCUU
Messenger RNA from Rubroshorea leprosula, 6207 nucleotides. NCBI's taxonomy places the organism in Eukaryota, Viridiplantae, Streptophyta, Magnoliopsida, Malvales, Dipterocarpaceae. The record is from the annotation of a GenBank genome assembly.